GUCCGAUAACAUUUUUACUAAUUCUGCUUUCAGCAAUAGUGUGUGAUGCAACAACUGAACAAACUACCACUGAGCAAAUUACAACAGAACAAACUACAACUGAGCAAAUUACAACAGAGACAACUACAACUGAGCAAACCACAACUGAGCAAACUACAACAGAACAAACUACAACUGAGCAAACUACAAGUGAACAAACUACAACAGAGACAACUACAACUGAGCAAACCACAACUGAGCAAACUACAACUGAACAAUCUACAACUGAGCAAACUACAACUGAGCAAACUACAAGUGAACAAACUACAACAGAACAAACUACAACUGAGCAAACUACAACAGAACAAACUACAACUGAGCAAAUUACAACAGAGACAACUACAACAGAGCAAACCACAACUGAGCAAACUACAACUGAACAAUCUACAACUGAGCAAACUACAACUGAGCAAACUACAACAGAACAAACUACAACAGAACAAACUACAAUUGAGCAAACUACAACUGAGCAAACUACAAGUGAACAAUUUACAGCAGAACAAACUACAACUGAGCAAACAACAACAGAACAAACUACAACUGAGCAAACUACAACUGAGCAAAUUACAAGUGAACAAACUAUAAUUGAGUAUACAGAUGCUACAAUAGACCCAACAAGUAAUGCAAUAAGUAUGAAUAUUGUUAUUCAUCCCAAAUAUAUACAAUUACGAAGUACUACAUCUACAAUUUAUAGACCAAUAAAAGCAAUUGAGUAUACAUCUGAAGAAGCUACAGGAGCAACCUUUAUAGGUGGAACAGCACUGUUCCUUAUUAUAUCCAUGAUUGUGUUUAUCAUCAUGCUGGAUAUAAAUAUAUUCAGACUGCAUUUCAAAUUAAUGUACAGAAAUGUUUGUAGUGUCAUAACUCAUUAAAAAUUCUUUGAGUCAUGUGCUUAACUUCUUUUAACACAUUGCAAAAGUUUGUAUGGUAUCAUUCAAAAGGUUUGUCCUUUUGACCCAUGAGUCUAUGAUGUGGCUUGACAAUGUUUUCUGCAGCAAGAUCUAAAUCGAGAUUAACUUUUUAACAGUAGAAAGGAGAACCUUUUUAAGAAGGACACAACUAUUUUAUUCUGGAAGUGAUCAUCAUGAAAUUUUAUCAUACUUUUAGAAAUGAGAUGAAUUUAUACAUCCUGAAACAUUUUCUUCGAAUUAUUAAAACGUGCGUUUGAAGAACAGUUUUUGUGAAGCGAUAAAAUUCAAUUUUCCAUAUUUAACCGUUACAUAUUGCUUAAAAUCAAUAAUUUUCCCAUUACUGUACGAGCAAAAUAGAAUGUGGCUAUUGGCUAAGUAACAUAAUGAAGCAAAGUCUUAGUUUUCGUAAAGCAAUAGAUGGGCGCUCCACCAGAAAUAUAUUAUAAGAAUUUUUUACGAAUUGGUUC
This is a messenger RNA of Owenia fusiformis, 1417 nucleotides long. NCBI's taxonomy places the organism in Eukaryota, Metazoa, Annelida, Polychaeta, Sabellida, Oweniidae. The record is from the annotation of a GenBank genome assembly.